Perca fluviatilis (European perch) is the source of this 656-nucleotide messenger RNA. RefSeq names its product thyrotropin subunit beta-like. Gene Ontology annotation, biological process: G protein-coupled receptor signaling pathway. The coding region runs from base 1 to 423 and encodes 140 amino acids. Gene Ontology annotation, cellular component: extracellular region; cytoplasm. Lineage: Eukaryota; Metazoa; Chordata; Actinopteri; Perciformes; Percidae. The record is from RefSeq and is a predicted model, not a curated record. The transcript has 2 exons. Gene Ontology annotation, molecular function: hormone activity.
AUGGGUUUGUUAGUGGUGAAAUGCAUGCUGCUGUGUGCAUUGAUGCAUGGAGCGGUGUGUGCCUGUAUGCUGAAGAAUCACACCAUAUGGAUUGAGAGGCACGACUGUGGCCAGUGUGUGGCCAUCAACACUACCAUCUGCAGCGGCUACUGUUACACACAGGACACCAAUUUGAGGGGACGGCUUGGGAGGAGUUUCCUGAUCCAGCGCAGCUGUGUGCCUCUGUCCUUGGUGUACCGAGCUGCCCAUGUGCCAGGCUGCCCUCAGGAUGUCAGCCCUCAGCUGUUUUAUCCUGCGGCCAACCGCUGCAGCUGCAGGCGCUGCAACACGCGCACACAUCACUGUGUUCGCAACAGCCGGAUCCCUAAUGACCGGUGCACCGUGACCCUUGGCCAGACGCCGCCCUCUGUGGGAACCUGCUAACCAAAUGCACAUGCAUGGCAAUGCGACAGCUGAUGGACUCUCUGCUUGUUGAUGUCAGUGUUGUGCAUCUCAGCUCCUCAUAUUGUUUUCUCUAGUUUGUUUGGCAAUGUAGGCUAUUGCUAUAAAACACUAUGUUGAACAUGUAUUUAACUUUAUUGGGAAAAUUGUGUAAAUUAAUCAAUGACAAUGAAUAUACAAGCAACAGAUGAGUGCAUAAUACGUGUAUUUCCAUA